Messenger RNA from Strongylus vulgaris, 357 nucleotides. The record is from the annotation of a GenBank genome assembly. NCBI's taxonomy places the organism in Eukaryota, Metazoa, Nematoda, Chromadorea, Rhabditida, Strongylidae.
AUGCUCAGGAAUGAUAAGUCACAAACUCCAUACGAUACAGCACUUGUCAACAACCGAAAUGGUGUGGCAGCUUUGCUUGCCUCGGGGGAUAAUCUUCGUGUUCAACUGUAUUCUAAUAAUGGAGAAAUAUUUGCAAGUUCGACGCCACCAGCUUUUAAGUGCGCCCGAUUGCUUAUGGCGAGACAUACUCGAAGUGUGCGAGGCAGAGCUGUGCAAGCGUCUCGUGCUUCACCCAGAUCGACCCAGUCAACCCCAACUCGUCAUCCGCAUAAUGCUCCUUCUCCAUACAGCAACGUGUCUACGCCACACUCCGUUGUGACAACUUUCCUAUCGCCGCAGUUCGCAACUGCAACGCCG